UUUUGAUCAGAAGUAUCCAGAAUUCGCCGCUGAUAGUCGUAAUAUCCGUCUAUCAUUUGCUACUGAUGGGUUCAAUCCAUAUAGGACUAUGAAUGUUAGUUACAGUAUUUGGCCUGGCAUUUUGAUUCCAUUCAACUUUCCACCUUCAAUGUGCAUGAAGGAUUCAAAUUUCAUCUUGUCUGUGUUAAUUCCUGGUCGAUCCUCUGUUGGCAAUGAUAUGGAUGUCUAUUUUCAGCCACUUGUUUAUGAUCUACUAGAUAUGUUUGUUAAUGGCGUGAGAACCUAUGACGCUUCAAAGGGUGAAUACUUUCAAUUGCGUGCUGCAAUAAUUUGGACCAUCACUGAUUACCCGGGUCUAGGCAGCGUGUCUGGGUUUGUUACAUCUGGUGAGGCAGCGUGUCCUGAUUGCCACUCUUUGAUCUGUUCCCUUAGACUUGGAAAUGGUAGCAAGACUUGUUACAUGGGACACCGCAGGUUCUUGCAUCCAGACCAUCCAUUUAGAUUUGACACUCAUUCCUUCGGUGCCCAAACUGAGUUGAGACCAGCACCUCUUCCUCUGCCAGGAGAGCAAAUUUUGGAAUGCACUGAAAAUCUAGAAACAGUUUAUGGCAAGAAAUCAUCUGGUAAGGCAACAAGGAAAAAACGGAAGGAAGGGGAACCAUUAGUCUUUCUGAAAAGGAAACCUAUUUGGUUCCUUCUUCCAUAUUGGAAGGACUUGAUAUUUCGAUAUAAUUUUGAUGCCAUGCACAUUGAAAAAAAUGUGUGUGACAACAUAAUUAAUACUUUAUUGGACAUAGCUGGAAAAUCUAAGGAUAAUUUGAAUGCUCGCUUGGAUCUUAAAGUUUUAGGUAUUAGAGAUGACCUUCACCCGGUUGAGCUAGAAGAUAAUCAAUAUUAUUUACCUCCUGCACCCUACUCAAUGAGUCCUGGUGAGAAGAAACUAUUUUGUCGAGUGUUAAAAGGGGUGAAGUUUCCUGAUGGCUAUGCAGCUGAUAUACGCCAUAAUGUUAUUGUUAAGGAUAAAAAGAUAACUGGCCUUAACAGCCACGGUAGCCAUAUUCUUCUGCAAGACUUAUUGCCACUUGCCGUGAGAAGAGUUCUCCCUACUGAAGUGUGUGUUGUUUUGGUUCGUUUAAGCAACUUUUUCAAGAAACUGUAUUCCCCUAUUCUUCGAGUAAGUGACAUGCAGCUGCUACAAUCUGAAAUAGCUGAAAUCUUGAGCCUUUUAGAGACUAUUUUUCCUCCAUCAUUUUUCACUAUAAAUGUACAUUUGAUGGUACAUCUGCCUGUCCAAGCAAGAAUGGCUGGUCCAGUCCACUUUCGCAGCAUGUGGCCAGUGGAGAGGUAUCUUAAGAAAUUGAAAGGCUAUGUUCGUACCAAAAGUCAUCCGGAGGGAUCAAUUAUGGAGGGUUCUAUGUUUGAUGAAGCUCUCACUUUUUGCUCUCGGUAUUUACAAGAUGAGACUCACUUUAACCAAAGGGUUGGAAAUCAUGAUAGGCUGCAACCUGAAAUCAAUGUUACAACUCCGUUCUUUCACAAUGUUGGUCGAGCAUUGGCAGGAAAAUGCAUUGUAAAUCUAGAUUACAAGACCUGGCUUCAAGCACAUAGAUAUGUCCUUUUCAACUAUCCUAAUAUAGAACCAUACUUAAACAAGCAUGCUCUUUACCUCUCCACCAUUGGGGUUCGAAAUAAACGUGAGAUCACCUGCAUGCAUCAUAAAACCUUUCAUGAGUGGUUUAGAUUGCAUGUUGAGGAAAUGUGUGAGGAAGCUCCAGAGGAGAUCAAAAUUUUAGCUAAGGGGCCCAUGAUGAUCGCACAUCAGUAUAACAGCUAUACAAUAAACGGCUUCAACUUCCAUACACAAUCAUAUGAUGAGAAUAGGAAAAAUGGCAAGCGCAAGAGGAAACAAUAAGGGUGGCUCAUAUAAUGAGUAUGAGCAACAAAAGCUUGAAAAUAUUGAAAGGAACAAAAGGAGGUUAGAAGAAUUCAACAUCCCUGCAAUCAUCAACUCUUUGGGGCAGCAACAAAAUCGAUCUAGGAAAACUUCAAAGAAAGUUCAGAACAGAAAUACUGUAUCAACUGAACGUCCAAACUUGCGACCAAGACUACAAAGAAACAAUUGUCAGUUUGAUGAAGAACAUGUGCUUGCUAAUUUGGAGCCAGUAGGAGAUUUCCUUAGUAACAAUGAAGACCUACAGAUUGGUGACCAAAGCAAUGGUACAGUGAGAAAGAAAGGAAGGGGAAUAACGAAGAAAGAUGACAUAUUCUCAAGGACACCAGAUAUGCCUAAACUCAAAAUAUCUCUUAAUGAUUAUGGACAGCCAAUUGGUGAAAACGCUAGGCAACUUUCAAGUGUUAUAGGGUGUCAAGUUAGAAAGAAGAUAUCAAUUGCUUGUGUAGAUUGGAGGCUUGUUGAUGUUAAAAAGAAGUACGAGCUGUGGACUGAAAUAAAGUCAUACUUUGAUAUUGAUGACGCUGCCUUAAAUUGGGUUACACGCACUGCUGGGAGGAAAUGGAAAGAAUUUAAGGCAAAUAUCAAGGAGCUGUAUUUUGAUCCUGAGCUGACUAUAGAUGAUGUUGGGGAAUGUCCAGACAAAAGAAUUAGUGAUGAUGAUUGGAAAUUUCUCUAUAACUAUUGGAAGACUUCUGAAUUUCAGACUCUCUCGAAAGUGGGAAAAGCAAACCGGCAAAAACUGCAGCUGCACCAUACUACUGGAAGUGUGAGCUAUGCUUGCUCACAACAUAAAUUGGCUGUCAAACUAGGACGUCCCCCACGAAGAGAUGAAACUUUUAUCAAAACCCAUACAAGGAAAAAUGGUGUUCCUUCAACCUCUGCAGAGCCAAUAAUGGCGAAACUUAAAGAUCUUAUUGAAAUCUACCCAGACUUGAAAGAGCGGACAAUUCAGGAAGGUGAUGCAUAUGCUGUUCUUUGUGGACUGAAAGAGCCAAAAGGAUAUGUCCGUCUUAUGGGUCUAGGCCCGACUCCUCAAGAUGUUGGUACUCCAGGAUUAAAGUGUUAUGCACCAACAAGACUUCAAAUGGAGGUUAUGGCUCGAAAGAAAGCUGAAAGUGACAGGGAUGCUCUAGAGCAACGUGUUUUUGAGUUGCAGGCUCAAAUGGAGCAAAGGGCACAACAAGAUAGGGCAAGUCCCAUGUCACAACACGGUUCCACAUCACGUCUACAUUUGGAUGCAAGGUUGAAUGAAACUGGUGAUGCUGGACUAGAUGAAGGGGAGGAAGAUUAUGUUUCUGAAGAUGAUGUUGAUGACAACUUACAUGACCAGGUGCAUGGUUUAACCUCAUCAAGAACAACAGCACACAAAACAACCGCACCAAGGAGUAAUGAAACUUCUCGCUCUCAACAUGAUGCUCUUGUUGGAAAAGAUGUCAUAUUAUAUGCCUUGUUGAGAUCAGAUCAACCUGUGGCUAAAGGAACAAUAAUUUCAACUAAACCAAACACUAUUCUUGCGGGCCAGUCCCUUGGGAGACAAUGUUGUGAAGUUAUUGUGUCUUGUGUGUUGAAAAGAGAUGCACAUUUGCCUCGUCCCUAUGCCAAUAUGGAAACUAUGGGUGAUGCCAACAAGAUGUCAAUUGCAUGGCCAUACAAUAGACUAAAGAUUACCAACAAGGCAUCAACACCACCUGCAGUUUGAGGUAAUGCAUGGUGUAAAAAGCUAGCUACUUGAGGACAAGCUGACAUGCUUCGAGGACAAGCUGACAUGCUUCUUUUGGUUUCAAGUUCUUUUGUGGGCAACUUUGUAUCUAAUAGUCAUGCAAUGUUGCGCAGAUCGAAUAGGCAUGAUGGAAAGCUUUUGUAAUGUCUAACCCAUAUACUGUCUCUGAUGACCAAUUGGGUAUAUUUAGGAAUAUUUGUAGCUUAUGACUACAACUCAAUUGUGGAUGUUUAAGUGCUGCCGAUGAAUCUAUGAUUAUUUGAACCUUGUGACUCAUUCAAUCUA
Messenger RNA from Zea mays, 3959 nucleotides. RefSeq lists its product as uncharacterized. The record is from RefSeq and is a predicted model, not a curated record. The transcript is spliced from 14 exons. Bases 1869 to 3653 code for a protein of 594 amino acids. NCBI's taxonomy places the organism in Eukaryota, Viridiplantae, Streptophyta, Magnoliopsida, Poales, Poaceae.